ACGUGGCGGUUGGAGAAGUAUGUGGCUGCUCUUGAGGACAUGCUCCGAGAGCUGAAGAAGCAGUCUGGCAAGCCUGCCCCAGAACUGCUGAAUGAAUACUCUCGCAAAGUGGACUUCCUAAAGGGACUUUUAGAAGCUGAAAAACUGUCUUCAUCAACUGAAAAGGCUCUGGCAAAUCAGUUCUUGGCCCCUGGGCGUACCCCCACUACAACCAAAGAGAGAACCCCAGCUACUAAAACAGUUCAUCUGCAGACAAAGGCUCGUUGCACAGGCAAGAUGAGGAGUGAGCUGCUUGGUACAGACCGCUUGGCCAUGGAUGAUUCUGAGGAGUUAAACAUAAGGAAGCGGAAAGGCCUUGCAUCCGAUGAGAAGCAGUCAGCUGUGGAGCUGGAUGCUGUGUUACAGCACCAUCAGGAUAUGCAGGAGAAAUUAGCUGAAGAAAUGCUGAGUUUGGCUCGCAGUCUCAAAAACAACACUCUGGCUGCACAGAAUGUGAUAAAACAAGAUAACCAGACGCUAUCACAUUCUCUCAGGAUGGCAGACCAGAACUUUGAGAAGCUCAAGGAUGAAUCUGACCGCCUUGAACAACAUGCAAAGAAAUCGGUCAACUGGUUAUUAUGGAUAAUGUUAAUUGUAGUUUGUUUUAUAUUCAUCAGCAUGAUUCUCUUUAUCAGAAUUUUCCCCAAACUGAAAUAAUUUUUUUUUUUUUUUAACUGCCUGAGUGCAGUUGGAAAGCUCAGCUCGUAUGACAACUGACAACAAUCGAUUUCUUUGCCACCUAUUAUGUCCUUAAAGAGGCUGUCCAAGGCCUACCCUUGCAUCUCUUCCCUGUG
Molecule: messenger RNA, 833 nt
Organism: Charadrius vociferus (killdeer)
Lineage: Eukaryota; Metazoa; Chordata; Aves; Charadriiformes; Charadriidae
Gene: USE1
Product: unconventional SNARE in the ER 1 homolog (S. cerevisiae)
Exons: 8
Coding region: 40-696 (218 amino acids)
Biological process (GO): retrograde vesicle-mediated transport, Golgi to endoplasmic reticulum
Cellular component (GO): endoplasmic reticulum; SNARE complex
Molecular function (GO): SNAP receptor activity
Source: RefSeq, a predicted model, not a curated record